This is a messenger RNA of Drosophila elegans, 8413 nucleotides long. RefSeq lists its product as uncharacterized. NCBI's taxonomy places the organism in Eukaryota, Metazoa, Arthropoda, Insecta, Diptera, Drosophilidae. Bases 641 to 6145 code for a protein of 1834 amino acids. The record is from RefSeq and is a predicted model, not a curated record. The transcript has 7 exons.
UGCGCAGUUUGCGUGCGGUUUUCGGAGCAAUAGGAUGCAGCAGCAGCAGCAGCAAAAGCAGCAACAGCAGUAAAAACAGCGGCCGCCGAAGAAUCAACUUAAGCGGGUUCAAUUCCAUAAAGGAGUUUGCCCACAGUGUAUGAACAAUUGAUAAAAAAGAAAACAUUUAAACUCAAGUUCUGUGAAUGGAAAAUCAAAACAAAAGACUAUUUUAUGUGACUUGAGGGAAUCGAGCGUGAAAAGUUGGGUGUUUCUUUUGGGCUCUGCAAGGACCCUUGGAUUACCUUGCGGGGCGAGCAGAAUCGGCAGACAUAACUUUGCUGUCGGAUGCCUUGGAGCGACGAGCGACAGGAGAAGAAAAUCGAAAUAACAGAUCGAAAGAGGCUGCAAAGCGAAGAUAUUGCAGCUGCAGCAGCAACAUCGACUGGGACAGAAGCGGGUAUUGAGGCGGCAAGUGCAGCAGCAACAUAGACCCCUUCUCUCUGGCCCCUUUUUUUUUGGGCAGUGCAUAUUUUCAAGCCAACAAAGAGCUCGAGCAGCGUGUAAAGCGGCGCUGCAGCCGCAUAAAAUGGCCGCAGCGACAACGGCAACAUUUACAAUUGCAGCGGCGAUAACAAUAGCAGCAACAGCAGCAAAAUGAAUGAGACCUACAGCAGCUGCAGCAGCAACAUUGCACGGCAACGCCGAUGAUAAUGAUGAUAAUAAUAAUAAUAAUGAUGACGAUGAUGCAGACGAAGUCGCUCAAGCGCAUGAUGACGACGUUGUCGAGUUGCAAUUUCAAGAGCCACAACACAAUGCCAAGUGCCAGCAACAAGCUGAGCGAAGGGAGAAUUUAAGUGCCAAAGGCAACCGCAGCAGCACGCAGCAGCAACAGCAACAGCUACAGCAGCAGCAGCAGCAGCAGCAGCAGCAGCAGCAGCAGCAACACGCAGCAGCAACAGCAACAAGAUUUUUCGCUAACCAAGCAGAAUCAAAACUUAAUUUACAUAACAAAACAGAAGAUUCCGCAGAAUCUCCAACGCCCAAAAGCAAAAAUCAAAAAGGAGGCAGCAACAUAGCCAGCAGCAACAUUCCCGACAGCAACAUGUCCAUUCCACUGGGCGUCAGGGGGCGUGGCCUCUCUUGGGUGGUGCUCCUGCUUCUGCUGGCCACCACAUUGGGCGGUGGUGGCUGGGCGGCGCCCACAGUGGGGCAAAAUCAGGCGCAGCCACAGCAGCAGCAGCACCACCACCAUCAGCACAAUCACCAUCUGGAAAUCGGAGUGCAGGGCAACACGCCCACGCUGAUGGAGGCCAGCACCACCAGGGAUGGCAAGCAUGCACCACUGGCCACUACCAAGGCCCCACCAAUGCCUGGCAGCACCAGCGCCACCAGCACCACCAGCACCACCGAGAUGCCAAGAGCCACCGACGAAAUACAGGUGGCCAAACAAGUGCCAACAGUUAAAAUAGCUGAAAGUGGGGUAUCUGCAAUCAACAUCACUGAAGGGCAAACCACUGAAAGGAGUUCUAGUGAAAAAAGCACCACUGAAUGGAGUACUAAUGAUAGAAGCACCACUGAAAGAAGUGCUAGUGGCAUAGGCAACCCAAAAAGAAGUACCAUUGAAAGUAGCACUACUGAAAGAAGCACCACUGAAAGAAGCACCACUGAAAGAAGCACCACUGAAAGAAGCACCACUGAAAGUAGCACUACUGAAAGAAGCACCACUGAAAGAAGCACCACUGAAAGAAGCACCACUGAAAGUAGCACAACCACUGAGAUACCAACCAUAGCCAAUGAAUCACUAAGAAGAGCCACUGAAAUACCAGUUAAUAAGACAUCAGCACCACCGGCAAACAACAAGAGCAAGAAAAAGGAAUUCCAGGUGGUGCAGCUGCUGGAUUUGGAGCACACGGUGGCCCCACCUCUGGACAGUGGCCACGAUGGCCUCAAGCUGACCAAGAAAAAGCAGCUGCAGCAGCAACACUAUCCACCCACCAUGGCCACCACAACCAUAGAAUCGGAGAUGGAGAGAGUGCCCACAACCACAACAACCACCACAACAACCAAGGCACCAUCGCCCCCGGCCACGCCCCUGCUGCCCGUGCACAAUGGCUACCUGGGACCCAUUUUUAUGGGCGAGAAAACGUUCAGUGUGGUGCAUCCGCUGAAGAAACCGCAGCCAGCAAGCCACCAGCAUGUGGCUUCCAUUGAGAGCCAGUUGCGCAAUGGCCGAUUGGUGGAGAUUCUGGCGCCCACAGCCCUGCUCGAGCAGAUUCCUGAUGUAACCAGCACCAGCACCACCCACGAGCCACCGCAAGUGGCCCGAGCAGCCUCCUCUGCUUCAGUGCUCUCCACCACCGUUUUCCAAGUGCCCGAACUCCAGACCACUUUGCCCAUCAGCAGUAAUGAGCAGGCUGCACCACCUCAAUCACCUCAAUCACCUCAAUCACCUGCACCACCUCGCAUCGAAUCCAAGAUCUCUGAUAUCCAGAUCGAAGUGUACGACUCCACGGUGGACUCCAUAGUGGCAUCGACGAAUUUCCGCGACAGUGAGGGCUUCUAUGCACCACCGCAGCAGCAGAAUGUGGAAGUGGGCACCACCAGGCCACCGCGUGAGUUUGAGCUGCAAUUGCCGCAGGAGCGGUUCACCCAGUAUGUGAUUGAUCGGGCGGAUGUCUCAACGUCCACUCAACCCGCCUCGGGUGGUGCUGGCGGUGCUGGUGGUGCAAUUAUGGGCAAACCGGAGCCGGCGGCCAUCGAGAUUCACAUCAAUGUGUCCGAGGCAUUUGGCAGCGAAAGCGAGGAUCUGGAGUUCUCCUACAGGCAGCCCUCGUUGGUGAGCGACAAGCAGGGCAAGCCGGGCGAUGAGAUCCUGGUGGUGGAGAUAAUCGACAAUAGUGCGGACAACAGUAGUGCGGAAUCGGGAUCAUCGUCAUCCUCUUCCAGCGGCGAGCACAUCAAUCCGAUCUUCACCUUCCGCAAUUCCGAUGCAGCCGCUGCACCACCGCCCCCCGUGCGUCCACCUCAAACGGUUCAGGAUGCCGAUGAGCUGUUCAUGGCUGAUUUAAAGGAGGGUGUUGCCGGUGGUGCAGGUGGUGCAGGUGGUGCAGGUGGUGCAGGUGGUUCGGUUUCCAUGCCGCGACCACCGCCUCCGCCACCACCGCCGCCACCCAGGAAACCCAGCAUCGAUCGCGAUUCGGACACAAUUUUCUACAUUUCGAACACAGAGGUCAAGGUGGGUGAGUCGCUGCCCACGGUGAUGCCCAUUAUGCCACUGGGUGAGCAGCAGCAGCAGCAGCAGCAGCGCAAGUUUCAACUGGAGAAUCAGUUCUUCCCGGCCAGCUAUGUGAUGGAAUCGCCACAGCAGUCGUCGCAGCAGAAGCAGCUAUCCGAGGAGGACAUCAUCCUGUCACCGCUGUCGCACCACAACUCAGAUGCACUGAAGAUCUUCCGCAGCUCAGCGUCGUCGUCGUCGUCGUCGUCGUCGUCGAGUGGCGAUGGUGCACCACCGCUGGACGUGACCUAUGUGGGUGAGUCCGUCAUUGAGGUGGAGCAGCAGCCACAGGGCUGGAGCAGCACGGCAGCACCACCGCAACAGCAACAGCAACAGCAACAGCAGCAGCAACAGCAGCAGCAACAGGAUAUCAUUAUCCAACCGGCUGUGCUGCCGGAUUUGGCUAUUGGAGUGCCCGUAAUUGGUGAACUUCCGCCGCAGAUCGAGCUCAAGGAGAUCGACUAUAUGCCCGGCGAGUUGGGCCAGAAUGGAAUGGGCAUCUACGAGAACGACAUCCAGAGCAACAGCAUCGACGGCGAACCGGAUGUGAUCGAGAGUUCCAUUCAGUAUGGCGGCGAUUUGAUUGACGAUGGAGCAGGCGGUGGCUUCGACGGCGUCGAGGGCUCCUAUCCCUUCGAGAGUCCCGCUCACCGUCAGCAGGGCCAUGGUCAUGGGUUGAGCCGCCUGCCGCACCACCCAUCCGCCAACCACUUGCACCGCGAACAGCUACCGGUGGCGGAGAUGGUCAAUGCCACGCUACUCCAGCGAUAUGACAAUGGAUCGGGGUCGGGAUCGGGUUCCGGAUCGGGUUCCGGAUCGGGAUCUGCCUCGGCAAUGGCUCCUUUGAUGGCCAGUGGAAGUGGCAGGAGCGCAAAUGCCACUGCCCUCUCCGAGGAUCCUUUGGCCGACUACGAUGGAUUCUUCAAUCUCUUUGCUGUUUCCAUGGGUCUCAUCAUUGUCAUACUGCCCUCAGCACUGCUGGUGUCCAUGUACUGCGCUAUUAAGUAUGUCGUGGGUAAGAACGCAGGAUCAGGCACGGGUGGCGCCCAGGGCGACGACAGCGAACAGGGCCAGGAUUCCAAGCAUGAGUCUAAAAUGUCGUCAUUCUCAUCAUCUGGCACGGCAUUUGCAUCCGCCAACGCCACCACCACCACCAGCACCACCCCACGACCACGCCCAGACCACCGCCCACCGCCCAUGUCCACGCCCCCAACUGGCGUCAGUCAAGGCCAUUUUGUGUCGCCUGGUGUGGAGUGCCUCGAGUUUCGGUUCGAAGCGGGGACAGUGGGUGUGGGUCAAGUGGGUGGCUCCAUUGGUGGCUCUGCUGGUGGUUCUAGUGGUGACGAUGGCGGCUUUGCUCCCUGUGGCUCCGUCACCAAGAUAACGCUCAAAGAUAAUCAUCUGAUUGUUGUCACCGAGGAGCGGCACGACAUUUCACGAAAUGCCCGGGAGACGAAAAUGCACACGGACAAGGAUGGCGUCUUUGUGGUGGAGGUGGCCCGCGGCAUCGACUCCAAGCAGCUGGCCGGCGAUCAUCCUGGCGUGAACUUGGACGCCACCGAAUUGCCCUUCGACAACAAAGUGGCGCCCAACGGGGGGCAUUUGCUGGACAAGACUUUGCCGCCUUGCAGCCACGAACAGCAGGUGCAGGUCCAUGCACCGCCCCAGGACUUUGCCGCCGGCCAUCCCGCUCCGCUGCACCUCAUCGAGGAGGCCGAGGAGCAUGUCGCCGAGGAUUUGGCCCAGCCGGCACACGAAUCCCACUCCGAAUUGGCCCGCACUGGACUCUCGCAAUCGGACCUCAGCUCCACUUCGUCGAGUGACUCCAACAAGCGCUACUCCUACGGCAACCAGGAGCUCUAUGUCAUCGAACAGCCGGGCUAUGCCACCAGUUCACCCACGGCCAAGCCCAUUUUGAUAAGUUCAAACCAAAGUCAAGAUCAGGAACUAGAACACACGAAUACCGAUGCAUGCCAAGUGUCGAAGAAGACAGAUGCACAAGUUGGCAAUUCGGUAGAGGCUCUAGGUUCAAGUCAAGUGACCGUUAGAGAAACUGAGGUAGUUUUGGGAAAGUCAGAGAUUGAGGUACAGAAUCCACCGCAAAAGGAGGUAGUUGCUCCACCAGAAAAGUCAGUUAUUCCGGAAAAGAUGACAGAGGUUGAACUUAAAAAUGAGAAGGUGACUUCACCUAAUGAGGAAGUGCUUCCAACGAAAAAGGAAGUAGCGCCACCAAAAGGGGAAGUGGCUCCACCAAAAGAGGAAGUGGCUCCACCAACAGUGGAAGUCUCUCCACCAAAUGACGAACCAGUUCAAGAUGACUCACAGCCCCAAAAAGAGGUGGUUAAGACCGAUUCUAAGGAGGAACCUGAAAUAGAGGCCAGACCAGAUCUGGUCGAGACUCAUUCCGAGUCUGAAAAAGAAAUAGAGUUACCAGAGGAAACAGAAACCGAAACACAAACAGGACCGGAGGCUGAGGCCAACUACGACAGCCUGAUGAGUCUGCCGGCGCCACCAUCCACGGAGGAGAUCAAGGAGCUGGGCGACUACACGCUCAUCGAGUCCAACCAGUUGGACAGCCUGCCGCCGCCACCACCACCGCUCCUGGAGGCCACCACCACGUGCACUCCUCCGCCGCCUGCAAAUGGCAAGCAACUGGAGGACAAGCCCGCAUCCAUCGUCAGCACUGGGAAUGGAAUCGGCAAGGUCGUCAACGUGGUGGUGAGCGGCGGCGGAGAGGAGCCCGCCACCCUGACACCACCCGCCUCGCCGCCCGCCUCGCCACCGCCCUCGCAGACAUCGCAGACGCAGUGCGGCAACGGCAGCAAUGGGUUAACCAACGGCAUGCAUGUCAACCAUGCCCUGCCCAUCGUGGAUGUGAACGGCAGUUAAGAGAUCAGGCUGAAGAGGUCAGGUAAGAAGGGUUAAGAAGCGGCGGGUUUUUUUUUUUUCAUCGCAUCUCGUAGAGAUCCCGAAACGGAGACGACUAGCUUGUAAGGAUUACUAGGAGUAAACCCCAAAAAAACCCAAAAACCAAAAAAAAAAAAUAAAAUAAAAAUACAAAAACUGUGUGGCAAAACUUAAAUUUAAAUAUACACUUAAUAGAGAGAAACUUUUUCCACUUAAUGUUUGUUGAUUUUCGAAUAUAACGAAUAAUAACAAUUAAACGCGAUUAAUAUAAAUAAAUCAUAAUUAAUUGUUUGUCUUUUUAUGACUGGCAGCCUCUCUCCCCGCCCCACCUACCAUCCACCAUCCACCAUCUACCGUUUAAUAAUAUAUUUACCACCCAAUCGCUCCAGAAUCCCUCUCCAUUUGGAGGGAGAUGCGGCUAUCGAGUAUUUCAGUGUCUAUAACUACAAACAAUGCGAGAAACCAGAACAAAAACAAAUUAAAAAUCAAAUAUAAAUACGAUAGAAUCUGCAUACGAACUAUACAAAAUGAUAUAAUAGAUAAAAGAAAUGCGAUACAUAGGCAAACCAAAAAGAGGAACGAGGUGCGCAAUAAAGAGUAACUACCGAUAUGUAAUGAUGCAUAAUUAAUUAGGCUAAUUAUUUACACACACAAAAAGGAAAACAAAAAAGCCAAAAAUAUGAAUGUCAAGCCUGUAGCAGCAAUGGCAUAAUUGUAGUAAAAUUAAUUGGUAUUCGAUGGGCCACUUCAUGGCCAGCAAAUAACAUCAAAAUGUGUCCUGUGUCCGGAUCCCCAUUGGGGUUUAGUGUAUAGAGUUUUAAUUGGCAGCAAUCGGGAAAGGAGGUCAUAAGUUGGUUUCAAAAGCAUCAAUUUCCUUUACGAGGGAUUUUAUUGAAAUAAUGAGAUCGAGUUCAAUUUAAACAAAUGUUCUGGCCGCCUAAAGUCCUUUCAUUCCAUUUUCCAUAACUAUUUCCCACAUAUGUAUUUAUUUAAAAAUUUCCGAAGGCAAAAUGAUAGAUAUAAAGGCAGCUAGAAAGCCAAAACCCAAAUUCCGGACAUAGACACACCCAAAUAUCGUUGACAUUUCGAUAUUCGUGUUUCGAAAAUUACACCAUUCACUUGACAAAAUCAAAUGUGCCGAACUUUUGUAGCAAACCAAUACAAUUUACAAAAAGAAACGAACAAUUUAUACAAUGCCAAUAUGGUGAUUACAGCAGAAUUAUGUAACCUUUUAAACGAUAACAAAACCAAAAUAGUUCUAGUCUUAGUCGAUAUAUAUAUAUAUAUUUAAAUAUAUGUGUAUGUAUAUUUUUUUCGUGUGUGUGUAUGGAAAAAUUAGGCAAAAAAAGAGGACUUCAACUCCAAGCAAAUGAGAACUAAAUAACUAACGAUAGGCAUAAGAAAAUUGAAAAUUGGCAAACUAGAUGAAUGCAGAUCGUGGACAUUUCCACUACAUUUGCCCCACAUUAAUGGUUUACCCACAAUAUAUACAGCAUUGAUAAAAUAUAGAACAAAACUUAACUCUUUAACGAAAAAUUCUUAGAACUUAAGCCAGACACAGACGGAAUAAUAAAUAAAGCCCAAAUCCGUGCACUGCAAGUGGCACGUUAUAGUGUAAGUAGUAGGAAUUAACUAUGCCCCGGAUAUGGAUAUGGUGAAGGGGUCGUUUAUAGGUGGAACAUAAUCCCUGGCUAACGAUUAACCACUUUUGUUGUUUACGUUUGUUCAAAUUGUUUUAUUGACAAUUAAGUCCCGACGGGCGAGCGAGAAUGCCAAUGAGAAAAUAUUAUGAAUAUUAUUAAUGAAUAACCCAAAAAAACAAACACUACUCGUAAAUCAAACAUAAAAGUUAGGUAAAGCGUGCAGAACUUUUUUUUGGGUCGAACGAAAGCAAAAAAAAAAAAAAAAACAUAAGUAAAUGUGAUUGUUAUUUAACCUUAAGUUAUUAUUAAAACCUAACUUAAACUGAUAUGUGUGUGUGUGUGUAUGCGUUUAAGAAAAUAUAAAGCCAAACGAACCGAAACGAACCGAAUUGAACGGAACGGAACGAAACGAUAACGAAUGGCAAUGGAGCGCUCAAAAGUAAAGGCAAGCGAUAAGCGAUAAACGAUUACCGAUUAACGAUAGCUGGCAACUAGGCGAGAGCAUGCCCUGCUAUAAACGGGAACUAACCCGAAAUAAAUGAAAUUCAAUAUUGAGAACGAUUGCAACCGAAACCAAACGAGAAAUACACACGAAAAGCAAAGUCAA